AUGGCUUUCCAAAACUACAGCUUGUUUGUUCUAUCUGUCAUCAUGAUUUCUUUUGGACAUGUUGAAAAUAGAUUGAAUCUGCUUCAACUUCAAAAUGAUAUAGACAAACUGAAAGCUGAUUUUAACUCAAGUCAUUCUGAUGUAGCUGAUGGCGGACCUAUUUUUACGGAGAGGCUGAAAAGCUGGACAGAGAGAAAUGAAAAGGAGAUCAUCCUGAGUCAGAUUAUUUCCAUGUACUUGGAAAUGCUUGAAAGCACUGACAGGUCAAAGGAUCAUGUCAGGAACAUAACUGAGGAGCUCUAUACUCUGAAAAAAAGCCUUUCUGAUGGCUCAAAGAAGAUGGAAGAUCUCAAGGACCUGACAAAACUUCGGAUGAGUGACUUGAAAGUUCAGCGCAAGGCCGUAAAUGAGCUGUUCAGCGUCUUACAGAAACUGGGGGAUACCUCAAGUUCUCACAAAAGGAAAAGAAGCCAGUUUCAGAGGCUGUGCAGAUGCUAAUGCCAUCUCAGGAUCUUCUGUACUGAGCUACUGUGCAAAUCUUGUUGGGACAAGAUUUUUUUUAUUUCAAUCUUUUAAUUGAUUUUUUAUACAUUUAUUUAUUAAUA
Messenger RNA from Zonotrichia leucophrys gambelii, 605 nucleotides. It is a transcript of the gene IFNG, whose product is annotated as interferon gamma. Bases 1 to 498 code for a protein of 165 amino acids. Gene Ontology annotation, cellular component: extracellular region. The transcript is spliced from 4 exons. Gene Ontology annotation, biological process: humoral immune response; adaptive immune response. NCBI's taxonomy places the organism in Eukaryota, Metazoa, Chordata, Aves, Passeriformes, Passerellidae. The record is from RefSeq and is a predicted model, not a curated record. Gene Ontology annotation, molecular function: cytokine activity; type II interferon receptor binding.